Mangifera indica (mango) is the source of this 1460-nucleotide messenger RNA. RefSeq names its product abietadienol/abietadienal oxidase. Gene Ontology annotation, biological process: multicellular organism development; sterol metabolic process; brassinosteroid biosynthetic process. Lineage: Eukaryota; Viridiplantae; Streptophyta; Magnoliopsida; Sapindales; Anacardiaceae. The record is from RefSeq and is a predicted model, not a curated record. The transcript has 8 exons. The coding region runs from base 1 to 1443 and encodes 480 amino acids. Gene Ontology annotation, molecular function: iron ion binding; heme binding; monooxygenase activity.
AUGGUAGAAAUUUAUCCUCCAGAAUGGCCUAUUAUGGCCAUCUUAACAUCAUUGUUCAUCAUUCUGACAGUAAAACUUUUGUUCAGAAAAAAGAACCCAGUUAAGAAAACCUGUAGAUUGCCUCCAGGAAGAAGAGGGUGGCCACUGGUGGGCGACAGCUUCAACUGGUACAAUGCUGUGGCAAGCUCUCACCCUUCAGGAUUUGUUGAAGAACAAGUCAAGAGAUUUGGGAAGAUUUUUAAGUGCAGUUUGUUUGGUGAAUGGGCUGUGGUUUCUGCAGACCCCGGGUUUAACAGAUUUGUUAUGCAAAAUGAAGGCAGGCUGUUUCAGUCAAGCUAUCCGAAGUCUUUCAGAGAUUUGGUGGGCAAAAACGGGGUCAUCACUGUUCAAGGAGAGCAACACAGGAAGCUUCACAGCAUUGCUUCGAAUAUGAUGCGAUUAGACAAGCUGAAAUUCCAUUUCUUGAAUGAUAUUCAGAUGAUCAUGCUUCAGACUCUGAAGAAUUUCCAGGAUGAUCAGGUUAUUUUUCUCCAGGAUGUUUGCAGAAAGGUUGCUAUUAACUUGAUGGUGAAUCAACUACUGGGCGUUUCGAGUGAAUCCGAAAUCAAUGAGAUGGCUCAGUUAUUUUCUGAUUUUGUUGAUGGCUGUCUUUCUGUUCCUAUAAAUUUUCCAGGAUUCACUUACCAUACUGCCAUGAAGGCAAGGGAGAGAAUUAUAAGCAAGAUAAGGAAGACUAUAGAUGAGCGCAGGCAACAAGGCUCAUCAGAAGCCAGCAAUGGAGUUCUUGGAAGAAUAUUGGAUGAAGAAAAUUUGCCAGAUGAAACCAUAUCAGACUUCGUUAUAAAUCUUCUGUUUGCUGGAAAUGAAACCACUGCUAAAACAAUGCUUUUUGCAGCUUAUUUUAUUACUCAAUCUCCCAAAGCCAUGAAGCAACUUCUGGAGGAACAAGACAGUCUAAAGAGAGACGAACUGCUAACAUGGCAAGAUUACAAAUCAAUGCCUUUUACUCAAUGUGUCAUUGAUGAAACUUUGAGGAUUGGGGGCAUUGCAAUUUGGUUAAUGAGAGAAGCAAAAGAAGAUGUGACAUACCAAGAUUAUGUUAUCCCCAAAGGAUGCUUUGUAGUUCCAUUUCUAUCAGCAGUUCAUUUGGAUGAGAAUAUAUACAAGGAAGCUGUCACAUUCAAUCCUUGGAGAUGGAUGAACCCUGAAAAUGAGCAAAAGAGAAAUUGGAGAAAUAGCCCGUAUUUUUCCCCUUUCGGAGGAGGUGCUAGAUUUUGCCCUGGAGCAGAGUUGGCUCGCCUUCAAAUUGCUCUGUUUCUUCAUUACUUUGUCACUACUUACAGGUGGACUCAAGUUAAGGAAGAUCAAAUGUCAUUUUUUCCAUCAGCAAGAUUGGUGAAUGGCUUCCAAAUUCGCUUGAUAAAAAGACAAGAAACAAAUUAAAUGGGACUGAAAAGAAA